Molecule: messenger RNA, 3296 nt
Organism: Colossoma macropomum (tambaqui)
Lineage: Eukaryota; Metazoa; Chordata; Actinopteri; Characiformes; Serrasalmidae
Gene: ifngr2
Product: interferon gamma receptor 2
Exons: 7
Coding region: 198-1154 (318 amino acids)
Molecular function (GO): protein binding
Source: RefSeq, a predicted model, not a curated record
UAAAGGAGACUUGCUGUAUUUUCACUUUUUGUUUAAAGCGGAACCAGCUAGCCAGAUGAGUGAGUGAGUGAGGGGGCGGUCAGUCAGUCAGGGACACACAGAAGAAGAAGAAGAAGAAGAAGAAGAAGAAGGAGGAGGAAGAGGAGAUCUCCAUCGAGCCAAACAAUGGAUUUUAUGUGAUCAAUUCUCUCUUCGUUAUGGAUUUUGGAUAUUGGAAAACCCCGUUAAUCUCAUUUUUGUUCGUACUGAUUUUCCGCAGCGCAUGGUCGACUAAUCUGUCAGCACCAAUACUUAAAGAAGUCAGGUCAUCGGUGUUGUCAUGGGAACCUUCAAAAGUCAACAACGUGACGUAUACUGUUCAGUACAGAGAGGAUCCUGGGCAAGAGUGGCACUACUUGUGUGGCUGUAAUCAGCCACAGUUCAGCUUCGCAGAUGGAGAUUUCUACGGGAAGAUAUUUCGCGUUCGAGCAGAGAGAGGCAACCAGACAACAGUUUGGCAGGAGUCAGAUAAGAUCCAGUGCCAACACACUGAUGCCUGUGCUCCCCUACUCAACCUGACAGUAAAAAACUACACGGUGCUUCUGUGGAUGGACGAUAAAGACAAGACCUUAAAGAAAGAGUUUGGGGGCCACAUCACCUUCAGAGUUUCAUACUGGAAAGAAACCAGCGCCUCUGAUAAACAGAAACAUAUCCAGAAGCGUGAUGCAAGUGGCAAGACCCUGCGCAUAGAGGGCCUUGAGGCAGGACAGAAAUACUGCUUUAAUGUUGUCUAUGUGGCUUAUAAUAAGCCUUAUGGAAGUCCCAGCCGUGUGCUAUGCGAAGUCAUCCCUGAAACAUCUACGGUGCAAAACCUUCGGAUCAUCAUAUCGGGCGUGCUAAUAAUUGCGGGGUUGAUGGUUUUUGGAUGUUGCUUAUACUUUGUUUACAAGAAUUAUAAGAGAAUAAAGACAUUUCUUCAGCCACCUCUGGAUAUUCCUGAGCACAUUGAAGAGUUUUUUUCUGGAGAGUUCUCUCACCACGAACUUGUUUGUAUCGGCAGCGAAGAACUAGGAACGAAUGACCUUAUUACUUUAGUACCAGAACAGAUCAGAGAAGAGGAAGAGGGCAGAAGUGAUGUAAGGGAAAAUUCCAUCUCUCCUGACACCGCUACAUAGAGUGUAUGUUUUUCCAGAACAACAUUUCAGUUCUUUAUCGUCACACGUUUUUAAUACUUUAUAUUUUAGUACAGUAUUUUGUUUCACUAUUGUAUUUUUGCACUUUUGGCUAAUUUACCAGUUAAUUAACUUUUUUUAUCUGUAGCCCUGAAUAGUUGAUGAUUAAUUGUUAUUCGUUUCAUUUUAUCAGUUAAAUAUAAGACUGUUAGCUUGGAUGCUUUGGAACAAACCACCUCUUUACAUAUGUUUGUCAGCCAGCCUCCAAAUUCUGGUUUGAAGGCUUGUGACUGUGUUUUAAGGAAAUAAUCCCACUUAACCGAGUUGGGUUGUGUGUAAAAUGUUAUUUUUAUUUGGAGCAUGAGAAAAACAAAAGUGAUUUUAGGAGUUAAAAAUGGAACGCUCUGACAUUCGUAGUUUUACACUAGGUAAAUUACUUGUUUGUUACAAGCUACUGUUUUUGAAAAGCGUGGCAGAAUUAUGUUAAAAGGUGGGUGUUACUGUUUUCUUCCUAGAAUUUAAAGUGGUGUCUGUCUGCUGUUCUUUUAGUGAAACAUUUGUAAAAAAAGUAAAAAUAUAUUUGGCAGGAAAAUAGGUAAAUUGGAGAUAUACAAAAGUGGCAAAGUGGACCUGACUGGGCUAAAUGACCUAAAACACCUUCAUUGUAAGAUGGUAGUUUUUCUUUGAGAGUUGUGUCUUUUAAAAGAAGAAAUCUUUGUUUCUGCUGUAGUAGCUUGUGACAGGAUGGCUACAAGAGCUAAAUUUCUGUUUUAACUCCUGUCUCUCCUCUCCCAUUUUGUAUGGAUUAUGUUAUUGUUCAAUUGCAUGUGUAGAAUGUGGUUUUUCCAAGCAAUCAAUUUAGCACUCACAGGUGUCUGAUGGCGGUUUUCCGCGGGGGUGUGGUAUAGUUACAAAUCCAUGAGUAUUUAUUUUAAAGCUGUUUUCACUGCCAAGUAAAUUGUGCUGUACCAGAGUAUGAAUUUGGUUACUCAUCUUACAGUACUUAGCGUACCCAGCUGGAAUGUAUGUGUGGACCUAGAAACCUAGAAAAAUUUUGUACAGUGUAACUGGAUUUGGAUAAGCAAACAUACUGUGCCGUAUAUCACAUUGUCCAGUGGAAAAACGCCUUACAUAGUAAACCAAGGAUGUGGACUCGUCUAAACAGUUUGCAUUUGCUAAUGUUUCUUACCUUCUUUUGGUUUCUUUUAAUACGAUUUAAUGCAUUGGAUACAUUUCAUGCAAUGCUUCCUUUAACAACUAGCUAUUUUGAUGCUUUAAACACUAAAGAACAAGGAUAAGGUCUGCACCAUUAUUUUCAAACCAGUAAGUGAGUACUGAAAACCCCUUUCAGUAUGUUUGAGAGCUUAACUGAUGAGUGUCUGAGAAAGUACAGAUCUUCUUGAGCCUUUGGCAGUUGUUCUAAUGAAGACUACUAAAAUCAUUAGUUGCCUCUCACAGCGUAUUAAUUGUUUUACCAAUACAGCCUUAAUGAAGUGUGUCGUGGACUACUGAAAGUACUAGAGGAACAGUACAAGGUUUCCUGGAGAGCUUUAUCUGUGAACAGUUUAUGUAGAGUGCAGUGUUUUUAUUUGAAUUUACUGAAUUUUCAGCUGGAGCCAUAGAGCCUUACAUGUUUUCACAAAAUGGCCAAGCCUGUUCUUUUAAUUUCAUGUAUGAAAAGCAAAUAGAUCAACAAUAUGAACAUACCUUUGAGGUAAUAUGUGUGUAGUAAUUUGCAUCUAAUGACUUCAACAAAUGUUUGUUUACAAGAAUCAUAAUUAAAAUUAAAUUGUAGAUUGGAUUUGUAUAUACAGUUACUUGUAUAACUGUAAUGGAUGCUGGUACAUGUCUUCAUAGUGUUUAAGAGAAAGUGCUUCUUGGCCCUGGGGUUCAGUCUGUUAUACAAAUUAAUGUUAAUGAUAAUGUUAAAUGUAAUGAUGUAAUGUUUGGUAAUGAUUAGCUUAUAUUUGUGAGUUCAACUAAUGUAAUUAAUCAUGAUCUAAUUCAGAGUUUAUGUAGAACAAAAUGCUUUAAUUUGUGUUGUACAGUAAAUGAUGAGUCUUGUAAUUUUUUAUGUGCUGUCAUACAAUUUGUUACCAGAAAUAUUACUUGAAUAAAAUUGACUUGUAAUGGUCUACUAUACAA